GAAGGUUGAAGGUUUGAAUCUCGGUGCCUCCAGUCCAUGUGUCUAAGUGUCCUGGGGCAAGACACUGAACCGCCCCCGAUGGUUGGAGCCAUCGGUUGAGAUGGUGGUACAGACGGCUGCCUCGGUUCUGUACUGGAAACAAAUUCCUUGUGUGUAACAUACUUAAAGGUACAAUAAAGGUGACUAUCCCAUGCAAUCUAAUACAACAGUUCAGCCAUAAAAUGGAAAUAUAAUUUAGUUAAGUACAGCAAUAAUUAACACUGGCUGCAUGCAUCUCUGACAAUAGCAACAAAAACUAAAUGUUACUCUGAAAAGGUUAAAUUUAUGGCAGAGCUGAUGGAUGGUAUGGUGGCUCUGAGAGCUCAAAACACUGCAGUUUAAGAAAACACAUGCACAUAGACAUAGCACUGAGGAACAAAAUGCCACAACCACUUAACUUAAAAUGGAGCCAUAACUGAUUACUUUCUCAACAAAUUGCUGUAGUUUAUAAAGUAGCAAAAAAUGAUGAAAACUUCCUGUUAUAGUUUCCUACAGCCCAGUGUGAUCUCCUCAAAUCACACUUGGUUUAUUAACAACAAACAAUAUAUUCCCCCAGUUGAAAAGCUGUACCCAUCAAGUGUCUGGUAUUUUUGCUUUUACUUGUAAUAAAGUACUUUUAGAAUGUGUACUUUAACAUAAGUAAAGGAUUUGAACACUGCUCUGUCUGCAUCACUGGUCAGAGAGAAGUCACGAGUUGGUGGUCCUUGCCAGGUAGGGGCAUGUGGUUGGUUGGGGGGGGUCACCGUGCCCGUCCAUUAUGCCGUAAUCCUCCCUCGCUUUUCUGGAAAAACUGAAUAGCACUAGAAUCACUGACUCAAUUUUUGGAUCUCACUUUCAUGACAAAGCGAUUGUCCCCCUUUUGCCUCCACUGGUGCGGUUUAUAAAUGUGGGAGAGCGGGGAUAUAAAAGGGAUCGUGAGAGGCCAAUGCAACAUUGAGACCUCAGGGGAUCCACCGGCACAUCACCAAGGCUGUCCCACAUCAUAUCCAGUAUGGGCAGGAUCGUCUUCUACGAGGACAAGAACUUCCAGGGCCGCUGCUAUGAGAGUGACAGUGACUGCUCGGAUUUCCACGCCUACCUGAGCCGCUGUAACUCUGUCCAGGUGAAGAGUGGGGCCUGGGUGGUGUAUGAGAGGCCCAACUACACGGGCUACCAGUAUGUUCUGACCAGGGGUGAAUACCCAGAGUACCAGUGCUGGAUGGGCCUCAAUGACCGCCUCAGCUCCUGCAAGAUGAUUCACUUUACCAGUGGGACCCAGUACAAGAUGCAGCUCUAUGAGAAGGCAGACUUCGGAGGCCAAGCCGUCGAGGCCACAGAGGACUGCGCCUCGCUGCUGGAGAAGUUCCGCUGGAGGGAGGUCAACUCCUGUAAGGUGGUUGACGGCUGGUGGGUUUUCUACGAGCACCCCAACUACCAUGGACGCCAGUACUUCCUGGAGAAGGGAGAAUACCGCAAGCCUGGUGACUGGGGUGCUGUUGGUGCUGCGGUCCAGUCCUUCAGGCGCUUCACUGAAUGAUUUACCCUCCACCCGAUAAAA
Messenger RNA from Monopterus albus (swamp eel), 1576 nucleotides. It is a transcript of the gene crygs2, whose product is annotated as crystallin, gamma S2. NCBI's taxonomy places the organism in Eukaryota, Metazoa, Chordata, Actinopteri, Synbranchiformes, Synbranchidae. Gene Ontology annotation, biological process: lens development in camera-type eye; visual perception. The record is from RefSeq and is a predicted model, not a curated record. Gene Ontology annotation, molecular function: structural constituent of eye lens. The transcript has 3 exons. The coding region runs from base 1031 to 1555 and encodes 174 amino acids.